Molecule: messenger RNA, 150 nt
Organism: Auxenochlorella protothecoides
Lineage: Eukaryota; Viridiplantae; Chlorophyta; Trebouxiophyceae; Chlorellales; Chlorellaceae
Exons: 1
Coding region: 1-150 (49 amino acids)
Source: RefSeq, a predicted model, not a curated record
AUGGGUGCAGUGGGACACCUUGCUGCAUUGUGCGGUGGCAUGUGUAAUAUUCAUCAAUACAAUCAAGUUCCCCUCCCCAGCUCUGCAAGCGUUUCCCUGGCAAGGCAACACCCCCCCCAUCAACACAGCAAUGCAAGAUGCGUACAAUGA